This is a messenger RNA of Alosa sapidissima (American shad), 2183 nucleotides long. It is a transcript of the gene slc35b4, whose product is annotated as solute carrier family 35 member B4. Lineage: Eukaryota; Metazoa; Chordata; Actinopteri; Clupeiformes; Clupeidae. Gene Ontology annotation, molecular function: UDP-xylose transmembrane transporter activity; UDP-N-acetylglucosamine transmembrane transporter activity. Gene Ontology annotation, biological process: transmembrane transport. Gene Ontology annotation, cellular component: endoplasmic reticulum membrane; Golgi membrane. The record is from RefSeq and is a predicted model, not a curated record. The transcript has 10 exons. Bases 154 to 1155 code for a protein of 333 amino acids.
GAGGGUAUCGGCGUUGCAUAGCCUACACAUUUCAUUGAACAAUUCGGUCUCCACUCUGUCAAACAGCCUGAGCCUAGCCUGUGAAUGAUCAUUGUGAACAUCGUUAAAUUCGGUGCCUCGUUAGUUGUGAUACACACAUACGGUUAUGCGUAAAUGAUAAAGAUGAAUCCGGCAUUUGCAGUCAUUUUGGUUUUCGCUGGGUGCUGCAGUAACGUGGUAUUUUUGGAACUUUUAGUAAGGGAUUUUCCAGGAUGUGGAAACAUUGUCACCUUCGCUCAGUUUGCAUUCAUUGCCCUCGAAGGGUUCAUAUUCGAAACGAAUUUUGGGAGAAAGAAACCUGCUAUUCCUAUGAGUAAUUAUGUCAUCAUGGUGACCAUGUUCUUCACUGUCAGCGUCAUUAAUAAUUACGCUCUCAACUUCAACAUUGCCAUGCCCCUUCACAUGAUUUUCAGAUCUGGCUCUUUGAUAGCCAACAUGAUUCUUGGUAUCAUAAUUCUGAAAAAAAGAUACACAGCAAGUAAAUACGUUUCAAUUAUUCUGGUGUCAGUUGGAAUCUUCAUCUGUACCAUCAUGUCUGCUAGACAAGUGAAUGUAGAGAAGGGCACAGAAGAGGAAAGUGUGUAUGCCUUUAUGUGGUGGCUUUUGGGCAUUGCUAUGUUGACCUUUGCCUUGCUCAUGUCUGCUCGGAUGGGAAUCUUCCAGGAGACACUGUAUAAGCAGUAUGGGAAGCACUCCAAAGAGGCCCUUUUCUAUAAUCAUUGCCUUCCAUUACCAGGAUUCUUGCUCUUAUCUACAGACAUCUACAACCAUUGUUUACUCUUCAAUCAAAGUGCUCCUGUGGAGGUCCCCUUGAUUGGACAAGCUGUUCCAGUGAUGUGGUUGUAUCUGCUGAUGAAUGUCAUAACUCAAUAUGUGUGCAUACGGGGAGUGUUCAUCCUGACCACAGAGUGUACCUCACUCACAGUCACACUGGUGGUAACACUACGGAAGUUCGUCAGUCUCAUCAUCUCAAUCUUGUACUUCCGGAACCCCUUCACUGCCUGGCACUGGGUUGGCACAGCGGUGGUGUUCCUGGGUACACUCCUCUACACAGAAGUACUGACCAAUGUCUGGACUGCCCUCAGAAGCGAGAAACCACCAAAGAAAGCAGACUAAUUGAUAGAUGGGUACCCCUCCGCUAAAAUAGUGUUUUGACUCCACCCCUGGAUCAUCUGGAUGGAUGUUAAUGAUUGACUGUUUUCGGGCAACAAAAAAGAUUUUCUGUGCCAUGUCCUAGUAACAUUUGUCUGUCAUGGAAGUCUUUGAUUGUGGUUUAAAGGGUAAUGCUUGCUCUCUGUAAUUCGAUCUAAUGACAGUACUUUACAAACAUAUAAACAUACUUUCAUUGUCUCAGUAACGGUACUAAAAUGGAAAUUUGCCAGGGGGAAAAUUAAGAACACAGAUUUGCUGAUGGUGUACAUUGGUGGCAUGAUUUAACUAAACAUCUGUCUUAAAUGAGAAUGGAAAGAUGUUUAUUAGAUAGCUAUGCCAUUUCUAAGAAGUUGAACUUCUGUGCUGCUGAAUGGUGUUGAAUAUUUCAAACUCUGGGACUGGUCUUAUUUUUAGUUUAAAGUAGCAUUCAUGUCUCUUUAUCUAUAUGUUUAAUACAAUGUCUUAAAAAGACGGUUUAAGCUUAAGUCAGACACCAAACUAGGAGGUGCAACAUUACUGUAGUAUAUGUGAAAAUACAGAUUUGUGGAACAUAGUUUUCAUGUAUGACACUGGUAACCAUGUACAGUAAGCAACUCCUUAGUUGUUCAUGCUGUGUGAUUUUUACAAUUUAGUUGUAAGAUAUUGUUUGUGUGAAGUCGUUAUCUAGCACUCCAUUACUUAGAUAAGAUCGAAUGUACAAAUGCAGCGAAGACUCAUCUUGAUAUGUAGGUUUUUUAUUGUAUGUCCCGCAGUCUUUGUACACCUAUUCAUAAGCCAUUGUUUUAUGCAUAUGCAAUCAUAAUUUUUCAAGCCAAAAGAAAGACAGAAUAGUUCAAAGUCAUGUCAUAUAUCUGGAUUCAAUCUAGACAUCUGUAGAUGGGAAAGAACUAUUUGUGCCAUUUCUUGUAUCCACAAUAUCAAUAGUUACAUUCUGCCAGUGUAGGAUCUGGAGGAUUUGCUUCUCCCCCCUGAAAUACACUUUUUAAAUGAUA